AGGUUUUAGUGGUCUAAAAGGAAAAGAGAAAAAGGAAAGGAGGAGCGUAGGGUAAAGGGCAAAGCUAAAGAAGAGGUCUUUCUCAUACACAGAUCCCUAUGGAAUGCGGGAACGAUGCCCAGCAUUGCUUGCUGGAACUCAUUCUUUUUGUUUAGUUUAAAGGAACUUGCUUUGUUCUCUUUAGAAAUCUUUUCAUCGGGAGAGAGAGAGAGAGAGAGAGGAGGAGGAGAGAUAAAAGAGAGAGAGAGAGAGAGGGGCAUAGCAUAUAGAUUCAGUUGCAGGAGUUGGAUUUGUUUAGAUGAGAGGUUAGAUUUGGUCCAAUCAGUACUGAAGCAAACAAAACAAAAAACAAACAGAAGACCCAGUUUCAAAAACAAGAGAGAGAAAGAGAGAAGCUCAAAAUAAAGAUAGAAAAUGUUUCGGUAUAAUUAGUGUAUUCUUUUGCCAAUGAUUGAGUUGAAGAGAAACAUACUUGCCUAGAAUAUCAUCUGAAGUGGGGGAAAGGAGCAACCUUGAGAGCCAGAUGAAGUCCAUGAAUAAUGAUGAGCACAACAACAGCAGCAGCAACAACAACAGCAGUAGUAAUAAUAACUGGUUGGGUUUCUCGCUCUCUCCCAAUAUGAAAAUGGAGGCCCCUUCAGACCCUCAUAGCCACCACCACCACCAAACACAACAGUCUUCCUCUUCUUCAGCUCCAACAAGCUUUUUCCAUCCCUCACCUCAUCUUAACUAUGGACUAUACUAUGGAGUUGAAGGAGAAAACAGUGGCUUGUAUUCUCCAUUAUCUGUCAUGCCACUUAAGUCCGAUGGUUCACUUUGUAUAAUGGAGGCUCUAACAAGGUCCCAGCCUCAAGCAGCAAUGGUUACAACUUCUACUCCAAAACUUGAAGAUUUCUUUGGAAGUGGAACAAUGGGAUCCCAUCACUAUGAAAGCAAUGACAGAGAAGUAAUGGCUCUGAGCUUAGACAACAGCAUGUUCUUUAACCAAAAUCCUGGACAUGAGGAGCCCAACCACCACCACCACCAAAAUUUUCUAAACCAACUACAACAACAGAGCUCUAGGCACCAAGAUCAAGCCCAGCAAAUUCAAGCUCAGCAACAGUAUUCGUACUACUCUGGCCUGAGAAGCCAGGAUAUUGCUGACUGUAAUCUCCAGCUUCCUACAAUGGCAGAUAAUGGGAUUUCUGAAAUGAAGAACUGGGUCUCAAGGAACUAUUCAGGUAGCCACGGGUUGGAGCAGAAAAUGAUAGGCGGUUGCAUGGCUGACAAUGGAAGUGAGUCUGGUUCUAUUAGUGGAAUGGCUUAUGGUGAUUUACAGUCGUUGAGCUUGUCCAUGAGUCCCGGCUCCCAAUCCAGUUGUGUUACUGGUUCGCAGCAGCAAAUAUCACCUCCUGUGACCGAUUGCGUGGCCAUUGAUACGAAGAAAAGAGGGCCUGAGAAGGUAGAUCAGAAGCAAAUCGUUCAUAGGAAGUCCUUGGACACGUUUGGCCAGAGAACCUCUCAAUACCGUGGUGUCACAAGGCAUAGAUGGACUGGUAGAUAUGAGGCUCAUUUAUGGGACAACAGUUGCAAGAAAGAAGGGCAAAGUAGAAAAGGAAGACAAGUUUAUCUUGGGGGAUAUGAUAUGGAAGAAAAAGCUGCAAGAUCUUAUGAUUUAGCAGCACUUAAGUAUUGGGGUCCCUCAACUCAUAUCAAUUUUCCGUUGGAAAAUUAUCAGAAAGAACUUGAAGAAAUGAAAAACAUGACCAGACAGGAAUAUGUUGCUCAUCUAAGAAGGAAAAGCAGUGGAUUUUCAAGGGGAGCUUCAAUGUACAGAGGAGUAACAAGACAUCAUCAGCAUGGUCGUUGGCAAGCUCGGAUUGGAAGAGUCGCUGGAAACAAAGAUCUAUACCUUGGAACAUUCAGUACUCAAGAGGAAGCAGCUGAAGCUUAUGACAUUGCAGCCAUAAAGUUUCGUGGAUUAAAUGCAGUAACCAACUUUGACAUAACAAGGUAUGAUGUGGAUCGGAUCAUGGCUAGCAAUACCCUUCUAGCUGGAGAGCUAGCUAAGCGAACCAAGGACGUUAUAGUGCCUGCCAUUGAGGCUGCAAAUCAAAAUUCUGCCUCCAGUAGCAUCAAUGAAGAAACAAUAACCCCGAAAAACAAUGAAGGUGAAUCAGAUUGGAAAAUGGCACUAUACCAUUCCUCGACACAGCAGCAGCAGCAACUUGUCCAGAAACCACUGAGCAUGGACAACAGUUACAAGGCUGAGUCUUAUUCAGUUGUUGCCCCAGAGAAUAUGAUUCAUCAGCACGAGGUAGAAGACUCGGGGAAAAUGGGGACUCACAUGUCAAAUGCUUCGUCAUUGGUGACAAGUUUAAGCAGCUCAAGGGAAGGUAGCCCAGAUAAGAGCAGCCUCCCUGCACUGUAUGGUGUGCCUCCAUCUGUGUCGAAGUUCUUUACUAAUCCAACAAAUGAUGUGAGUUCAUGGAUCCCAUCUACUCAGCCGAGGUCUGCACUUUCCAUGCCUCACAUGCCAAUUUUUGCUGCUUGGACAGAUACUUAGAAUUGUAAUCUUGCUAAUUCACACAAGGGAUUUUCUUUUUGGGUGAACAAAACUUGGGAAAAGCAAGAGUUACAUGUAGGUUUCGGUUGUGGGGUUAAUGGUUAUUAUUGUAGGUGGGAUCUCUCUUGUGGAGAUGAGGUGUUAAAAAUCUUCAAAAUUUUCACUUACCCUUUUAGCCUAUCUUGUCUUAAAAAUAGAACAUUAUAAUUUUUUUUAAGAAAUGGAGGGAAAAAGCAUAAAAGGGGUGAAGAUUGAAGUUUAUCAUA
This is a messenger RNA of Humulus lupulus (European hop), 2811 nucleotides long. Its product is annotated as AP2-like ethylene-responsive transcription factor ANT. The transcript has 9 exons. Gene Ontology annotation, molecular function: DNA binding; DNA-binding transcription factor activity. Bases 524 to 2545 code for a protein of 673 amino acids. NCBI's taxonomy places the organism in Eukaryota, Viridiplantae, Streptophyta, Magnoliopsida, Rosales, Cannabaceae. The record is from RefSeq and is a predicted model, not a curated record. Gene Ontology annotation, biological process: regulation of DNA-templated transcription.